Molecule: messenger RNA, 1491 nt
Organism: Chrysochloris asiatica (Cape golden mole)
Lineage: Eukaryota; Metazoa; Chordata; Mammalia; Afrosoricida; Chrysochloridae
Gene: VNN1
Product: vanin 1
Exons: 7
Coding region: 1-1491 (496 amino acids)
Molecular function (GO): hydrolase activity, acting on carbon-nitrogen (but not peptide) bonds, in linear amides
Source: RefSeq, a predicted model, not a curated record
AUGAUCGCUUCUCAGUUGCUGGCUUUUGUGGCAGUUCCGGUUUUCUGCAUCUUAAAAGUCAGCGCCAUGGAUACAUUUAUUGCAGCUGUGUAUGAGCAUGCAGUGGUAUUAGGUAAUACCAGUCUAACCCCAGUGUCCCGUGAAGAGGCAUUGGCACUAAUGAACCAAAAUCUGGAUCUUUUGGAAGGAGCCAUCACAUCAGCAGCAAUGCAGGGUGCACAUAUUAUUGUGACUCCAGAAGAUGGUAUUUAUGGUUGGCACUUCACCAGGGACGCUCUCUACCCAUAUUUGGAAGAUAUCCCAGACCCUCAGGUGAACUGGAUUCCUUGCAAUGAUCCCAACAGAUUUGGUCAUACCCCAGUACAAGAAAGACUCAGCUGCCUGGCCAAGAACAACUCUAUCUACGUUGUGGCAAAUAUUGGGGACAAGAAAUUGUGCCACACCAGUGACCCUCAGUGCCCCAGUGAUGGCCGUUACCAGUACAACACCAAUGUUGUGUUUGAUUCAGAAGGGAAAUUGGUGGCACGCUAUCAUAAGCAAAACCUUUUCAUGGGUGAAGUUCAAUUCAAUUCACCCAAGAUGGCUGAAGUAGUGACUUUCAACACCACCUUUGGGAGAUUUGGCAUUUUCACAUGCUUCGAUAUACUCUUCCAUGAUCCUGCUGUUACCUUGGUGAAAGAUUUCCAUGUGGACACCAUACUGUUUCCAACUGCUUGGAUGAAUGUUCUGCCCCAUUUAUCGGCUGUUGAGUUCCACUCCGCGUGGGCUAUGGGCAUGGGGGUCAACUUCCUUGCAGCAAAUAUACAUCACCCCAUGAUGAAAAUGACAGGAAGUGGUAUCUAUGCACCGGAUUCUCCACCAGCGUUUCAUUACGAUAUGAAGACCAAAGAGGGGAAACUCCUCCUUUCUAGCCUAAAUUCCCACCCAUACUCCUCAAGGGUGAACUGGUCUUCUCAUGCGAGCAGAAUGGAAGCACACUCAAAAGGAAACCAGGAAUUUAAGAACACUGUCUUUUUUGAUGAAUUCACUUUUGUGGAGCUCAUGGGAAUCAAAGGAAAUUACACAGUUUGUCAAAAAGACCUCUGCUGUCAUCUAAGCUACAAAAUGACUGAGAAGAGAUCAGAUGAAGUUUAUGCUCUUGGGGCAUUUGAUGGGCUACAUACUGUUGAAGGAACUUAUUAUCUACAGAUUUGCACUAUGUUGAAGUGUAAAACCACUAAUAUAAAAACUUGUGGCAACUCAGUUGAAACAGCUUCCACCAGGUUUGAAAUGUUCUCCCUCAGUGGCACUUUUGGAACCCAAUAUGUCUUCCCUGAGGUGUUGCUGAGUGAAGUUCAGCUUGCACCUGGAGACUUUCAGGUGUCAAGUGAUGGACAGCUGUCUAGCCUGAAGCCCACAUCUGGACCUGUCUUAACAGUAACUCUGUUUGGGAGGUGGUACGAGAAGGACCAGAUGGCAAAUGCUUCAUCAACCACAGAACACAACCACUGA